AUGCGGAGGUUACUUAUCCUGAUACCGUUUUCUUGUUCUGCGUUACGCAGUUCAUUAUCAGGCGAAUACAACUCGACGAAGUAUGGAACAUCGGCAGGCUACGAAAUCGCGUCAGACAUGCUGAGAACCUCUAUAAACUUCUCGGUUGAUCCUUGCAUGGAUUUUUUCAAGUUCACAUGCGGCAACUGGUUAGCGAACCAUCCAAUUCCUAGAGACAAAAGCCGUUAUUCACAAUUUAUGAAUCUCUCUGAUAAAGUGGCGAAGGAAAUGCGCGAGAUAUUUGAGUCAAAGGAAAUGUUUGGUUCUAAUUCGAUGAACACUCUCAAAACAGUGUACACCAAGUGCAUGAAUAAAAAAGAAUUGAACGCCAUUGGCUCCAAAAAGCUGAUCGCGAGCAUCAAGAACUACGGUGUGUGGCCGAUAUUGGAUGGGGAACACCAAUGGCGCGUGAAGGAUUUCGACUUGACUUCGCUUCUGGUCCACAUCUCAGAAAUGCGUGGGGUAGAUGUGUUCAUCAAGAACUAUGUCACUCUUGACUGUUGGAACACCUCGCGUUGGCUCAUCAAGAUUGACCAAGGUGACCUUGGACUUGGAGACUCCACGCGCGAUUACUACUUGGACAAGGAAAAACAUGAGGAAAAGAUCUCCGCAUACAGGAAGUUUCUUAUCAGUAAGGUAGCACUUUUUCUUGAAGACUCCAACCUACCUAAGAGUGGAACAAAAAUAGCUGAAGAUGUUGACGAAAUCAUUGAUUUCGAAACAAAUUUGGCGGAAAUUCUUGUUCCGGAUGAGCACCGAACAAAUCAAAGCGAGCUAUGCAAUCUUCGUCGACUUAACGACCUGCAAACGCUGAUGCCCUUGGUGGACUGGAGACGAUAUUUCCAUUCUGUUGCACCUCAAGUUGUUCACGACUAUUUCGCCUCAAAUCCAGAAAUCAUCAUCGCGGAAAUUGAUUUCAUGAGGAGAAUCACAAAACUCUUGCAAUUGACGGACCCUCGAGUUAUAACUAAUUACAUAUACAUGCGCUAUUCAUCUGCUUGGGCUAGAGAACUGGGAGAUCGUUACGAAGAUAUUUCUCAGUGUGCUCCGAAAGAAAAGAAAACGCCCUACUAUCGUGCACGUGCCGCAUCCACGAUCGAGCGGUCGAAGAUCAAUGGGCUCUCCUCAGCAGUCUGUUUAAGUAAGCUAAAAAUGUUCUGCUCGGGAGGUUACCACAAGAUGUUUGUUCCGAAGUUGUUUUCACCCUCAGCAAACACCGCAAUUGGCACUUUUAUCGUUAACUGUUGGGUCCUUGAUGCCGAACACAAGGAUCAAAUUCGAGGAAAUCCGUGUUAUCGUGUUCUGUUCUCAUUUAAAAUGACGCACUUAACUAACGAUGGAACUGUGGAGCGGAUGCUAAAAAUGAGAUUUAUCGUAUGCAUGGGGGCUCUUCUGCCAGGAAUCGGUUGCUACUUCUGUAUCGCCUACACUUACAUCUUCCAGUUCAAUCUCAUUGCAAACUUCACUCAGAGUGAUCAGUGCCCUGGAGUUCACUCGAUGUUACCUCCCGUUUCUUACGCUAUUGGCAUUUGGGAGCCACAACGUUACGUUUGGCUCUUCAUCAUGUUUCUGCACUGUCCGCUGCGGAUGUUCUUCGUGAUUUUGUACCGGCGAGCUUUCCGAAAUGCUGCUCCAAAAUCGACGGCUUAUCGGCGAGUGAUCUAUUUCUACACGAAGACUAUGUGGUCGGAGUUGUUCGGGCUUGUGGCCGUCUCCAUCUUAGAUAUAAAAUGUAAUUUUGUGAUACAUGCUAUAGCAUACGCAAUCUGGAUCAUCUCCUUCAAUUUCAAUAUGUUAUUCAACACUAUUUUGCAUCAUUUUGGAGGGAUUCGCGAAACGUCACAAAAGUACGAAGUGAUCUGGCGGAUCAAAGCAUUCACAUUCGUCACUGGUCUUCUUCUAUCGCUCUCGACCGCCGUCUCAUAUCCACUAUUUCUCGCGUACUGCAUUCCUCAAGCGUAUGUGGCAUUCUCCGUCGCCGAGUACAUGCUCGUCGGGUACAACUCGUUCUUCUAUUGUCUUUCAUACUGGGAGUUUCCCAGAUGUCGACUAACGCUCGGAGUAUUUGACGCUCCGAAAAAAGUUCGAUGUGCUACCGUACCAUCAACUAUUGCAAAAGUACCGCUUUAA
Molecule: messenger RNA, 2169 nt
Organism: Necator americanus (New World hookworm)
Lineage: Eukaryota; Metazoa; Nematoda; Chromadorea; Rhabditida; Ancylostomatidae
Exons: 17
Coding region: 1-2169 (722 amino acids)
Biological process (GO): protein processing; GPI anchor biosynthetic process
Cellular component (GO): endoplasmic reticulum membrane; plasma membrane; Golgi membrane
Molecular function (GO): metalloendopeptidase activity
Source: RefSeq, a predicted model, not a curated record